Cryptotermes secundus is the source of this 4724-nucleotide messenger RNA. Its product is annotated as serine/threonine-protein kinase Genghis Khan. The record is from RefSeq and is a predicted model, not a curated record. Gene Ontology annotation, cellular component: cytoskeleton; cytoplasm. Lineage: Eukaryota; Metazoa; Arthropoda; Insecta; Blattodea; Kalotermitidae. Gene Ontology annotation, molecular function: protein serine/threonine kinase activity. Gene Ontology annotation, biological process: actomyosin structure organization; peptidyl-threonine phosphorylation.
AGCUGCAGUCUAAGUUGGAGUCAGGUGAGGGAUUUUCAGUUUUGGAACGACCUUCAUCUCAGAUGUCAUAUUUAGACAAGUUCCUGAUAGAAUCUUCUAAUCGUCAGCGUGGAUCAGUUGAAAGUGAGGAGGGAGAUGUAGAAGACAACAGAGCUCCAUCUAUAGCGAGUAGUAAAUCCAAUUUGUCAGAACUUAGCAUAGAUCCCACUUCUCCACAUGGACUCGACCUGCAUAACAAACCCCCUCAUAUGGCCCCUCACCUCCCCCCCAAACCAAAAUCUCACCAGUUCCUUGUAAGAACAUUUUCCUCUCCUACGAAGUGCAGUCACUGCACAUCACUGAUGGUGGGCCUUACUCGGCAAGGCGUCGUGUGUGAAGUGUGCGGCUUUGCUUGCCACAUCGGUUGCUGUGAAAAGGUUCCUGUGAUAUGCCCUGUGCCCUCAGAUCAGACAAAGCGACCCCUUGGCAUCGAUCCCACACGAGGUAUUGGCACCGCUUACGAAGGUUAUGUAAAGGUGCCCAAGACAGGUGGUGUGAAGAAAGGCUGGGUGCGUCAGUUUGUUGUGGUGUGUGACUUCAAACUUUUCCUGUAUGAUAUCUCCCCUGAUCGUAAUGCACUCCCAUCGGUGUACGUUUCACAAGUUCUCGAUAUGCGGGACGAAGAAUUUGCUGUGAGUUCUGUGAGAGACUCAGAUGUAAUUCAUGCAACAAAAAAGGAUAUCCCAUGCAUAUUUAGGAUAACAACUUCACUAAUGGAGCCGCCUGGGUUAAAGAAUCAUACGCUUAUGUUAGCGGACACAGAAAGUGAGAAGACAAAAUGGGUGGUUGCUCUCAGCGAACUACACAGGAUACUAAAACGCAAUAAUCUGCCUAAUAGGACGAUAUUCCGGGCUAAGGAGUUACUGGACAAUACAUUAGCAUUAAUCAAGAAUGCCAUGUCAGGGGCAAUUGUAGAUCCUGAUCGCCUAGUCAUUGGAACUGAGGAAGGGUUGUUCUGUUUAGAUCUGGAUCGUAGUGAGAUAGCCCGCGUGGGAGAGGGUAAAAAGGUCUACCAACUUGAAUACGUGGUUGAAGAGCAGUUGUUGGUAGUAUUAUCAGGAAAGCAGAGACAUGUACGCUUGAUUCCCGUGCGGGCGCUGGAUGGCGAUGAUGUCGAAUGGAUCAAAGUUGCUGAGACAAAAGGUUGCAUCACAUUUGCAACAGGCAUCAUGAGGCGUUCUCCUCAGCUUGGCUAUUGCCUGUGUGUGGCUAUUAAAAGACAGAAUACUUCCCAGGUGAUAAUCUAUGAGGUGACUCGUACCAAAACUCGGCACAAGAGGCUCCGAGAAGUGAUGCUGCCAACCCAGGCUCAGACUUUGAACAUCCUUACUGAGGGAAGACUGUGUGUCGGGUACCAGUCGGGCUUCAGUAUAUACAGCAUCAUGGGGGACCAACAUCCACUGUCUCUGGUACAUCCUGAUAAUCAGUUACUGGGGUUCCUUACAUACAGUGCUGUGGAUGCCAUGCGUGCAAUAGAACUGUCGAGAGGGGAGUUCCUAUUGGUGUUUCAAACACUGGGCGUGUACGUGGAUGCUCAGGGCAGAAAGUCUCGUGACCGUGAGAUCAUGUACCCUGCAAUCCCUCAGGCAGUCAGUUUCUGUGAUGGUCAUUUACUAGUCUACAGUGAAACACAUGUCGAUGUGUUCAACUGUGCCUCAGGCGAAUGGGUUCAGACAAUAAACGUGAAGAAAGCAAAACCUCUAAAUAGCACGGGAACUCUCAGUAUGUGUAUUAUCAAUGAUAUGCCACAUAUCGUCUAUCUAAGCAACAUUCAUCAACGUGAAUUAAUCAAUGUGACUCAGUGUGAUGGUUCUGGUCGCCCAGUGCCUCGACCUCGACGGAGGUUCUCUCUCAGGGAAGGCCACAGAGCAGCCAGGGCAACUGACCGAAGGUCCAAAAUGAUUUCGGCACCAACUAAUUUCAAUCAUAUAAGUCAUAUGGGCCCUGGAGACGGUAUUCAAAUCCAGCGACUCCUUGAUCUUCCAACGACAGUAGAGACUGCAGACCAAAGUUUAGCCAGCCCUCAACAACUGCAGGGCAGUCAACAGCAAAGGGAUGUUACAUUGAAUGGAACUAAUGUUACUCCCACAUCAACAUUUUGCAUGGCGGCAAUGUUGGAAUUGUUCAAGUUGUUUCAUCCACCCAGAAUGGCUCAUCCUCUGCCGCGACACCCAUCUCACUCUGAGCAGCGCCGGGUGUCCAGCCAUGUGCAGCGUACCAGCUACACAGGGCACAAUGGAUCUGCUACUUCUCGCCGUUCAGCUGCACCGCCACGGCCUGCCGUCACUCCUCCUUCACUCCCGAGAUCUCCAGAUGCCCCAUCAGGAGACCCUGAAACUUCUGGGUCCCAUCAUCAUCCGCCAUUAAGUUUGGGCAGUGUGCCGUCACUACAUGAAGCAUGCAAGGAUCAGGGUGUGGGCGGUGGCAGUCCGCGACAUUCAAUAGCUUCCAAUAACAGCAGUAAUCCAAGUACACCUCCAAGUCCUGGACAUGAUCAUGGUUCUUCUAGUUAUGACAGUUAGACAAUCACACUAUUGUAAUUGGCAAUAAAUUUGCUCAUUUGCAUGUUGCUGAGAUCAACCAGCCAUUUUCUCAUGUUGUCAGUAGUCAUAGUAAGAUUAUGGGAGAGGUAUGACAUGUAUGUAAAGGUUUGUGAUGAUGGUUAUUAAACUGACACGUGUUUGACAUUCUCCAUCUUCUCAAUUUGGUUAAAGAAAGAUAUUUCGGGAGCUGACUCAGUCAUCAGUCAUCAGGUAAAGUAUGAAACCAAAUCUGUUUGGAUAGGUAUUAUCUUUGUCUAACGGACCUAACAGAGUAGGUUUCAUACUUUCUUACCUGAUGAUGGAAUCAGUACCAGCUUCUUAAGUAUUCUUUUUUCAGCCAAAAAUGAGACACUGGAAAGUACAAUGAACUGGGUGAUUCACUCAUAGGAGAGACCCUGAUAUAAUAAUUAUAAAUUGCACAACAGUUUACUGAUGAAAAUGAAACUGUGCAUUCUGUGUAGAUGUGGAGAUAAUUCGGUUACAGAAGAUGUUAAAAUUGAUGUUGCACUGCCUGCAGACAGAUUGACACUUUAUAUUCUUAAAAGUUGCAGCCAGCAUGGCAGCAGUGUUUGAAGCUGUUUUGUUGCUAAUGAAGUGAUACAAACCAUGCAGGAAAGCACUGCAUCAGAUGUGCCAAGUUUUGUUUUAUUAGUAAAUUACUGGAUGAUUUGUAAUUAUUAAAUUGGGGCCUCUUCUGACUGAAUUCAGUUUACAAGAGAAGUACGGUUUGAUACAUUAGUUGGGGAAGGAGGAUGUAAGCUAGUUCAUAACCUGUUGUACAAGUUUUAUAAGUAUUUGCAAAAACAAGUAUGGGAAGAAGUGAAUGCUUAAUUUCAGUAGUUCCAAAAUUUAAUUUCCUUCAGAAGGUCGUGUAAGUCAGUAGUUAUAUGCAAGGGAUUUAGAAUGUGUGAUAAAACUUCAAAAAAUAUCUGUCUCAAGAUAGAAAUAUAUGGAAAGAAGAUCAUAUCUCCACCACAACCUGCAAUGUGGCAUCAUGUAUCAGCAUUAUCUGCUUGAUGUCCCAUACAUCUUCGUUGGUUACAGCAUUGUCUCAAUGGAGUGACUAAAUGACAAACAUCAUUAGUGUUUUCAUGCAGGAUGCUUCGUGCAAAUAUGGGAUCGAUUUGAACCAUGAAUGUAAGAGAUCAGAAAAAUGAUUGCAAGCAGCCUUGCCCAGAAGGUCACAAACUCUUUGUGUUUGUUAACAUAAACUGUACAUACUCAGUAUUUUAAUUCACAUUUUACUGUCUUGUAACAACAAUGUGGUAUUGCUUAUUUUCAAUAUUUAUUGUGAUGACUCCCACAUGAUAAAAGUACUUAAAACUAACUUAUGGUUACAUAGCUGCAUAAAUUUCAGUGGUCUACUAAAUAUGAUGGUCGAGUCUGGUGGAAUUUAUUUGCUUGCUGAGGUAUGUUUCCUUUUUAGUUAUUUAAUUCCUAUCAAGUACAAGAUAAAAUGGAGGUAUCCAUUUCAAAAGGAUUAAAAAAUAUAAUUGCCAAGCAAUUAUUUUAAUUUAAUAUAUUUGUGAAAAAGUUUCUUUAAUACCUCCUCACUUGAGCGUAAAUGAAAUGACAUUUUACUUGCGAUCAUCGUGACCUUGAUGGGAGACGAUUUAAAAACACUGAAUGCUAUAUUGUACAUUAUAUUUAUUAAUAACAUAGUUAUGUGAGUAGCAAAUAGUUCAAAAUUAAGGUAUCAUCCAUGCCAGACAUCUGGAGAUGAAGUAGUUAGUGCCAGUCGUUCAAAGCUCUGUUGCAUUUAGAUGUCUGAUGUGGGGUCCCUGUAUUGUAUGAUUUGUCUUUAACAGUCUUAGUUUCUCAGCUUCCAUCAUUGUAAAUUGAUGACAGGUUUUCAGCAUGGUGAACAAGACAGCAGUAUGACAUACAAACAGUAUAGGAUUUAUUAAUGUGCCUGAACUCUGAAAAUCUUUUUUGUACUUUUGUUAGUCUGUUUCUCUGUCAUGUCUCUGUCUGUAUUCAGGUAUUAUUAUUAUUUCUGUGUUUUUUUCCCCCCUUACGAAAUUUGUACACUGACAUUAUUCAUAACUUGAGAGUGGCUUAAACCGUCUCUGUGAUCUAGUGGUCAGUGCUCCUGGCUACAGAUCCAGAGGUCCAUGUUCAAUUCCCGGCACUACCACAUUU